Molecule: messenger RNA, 1056 nt
Organism: Trichosporon asahii var. asahii CBS 2479
Lineage: Eukaryota; Fungi; Basidiomycota; Tremellomycetes; Trichosporonales; Trichosporonaceae
Product: formate dehydrogenase
Exons: 2
Coding region: 1-1056 (351 amino acids)
Cellular component (GO): cytosol
Molecular function (GO): NAD binding; oxidoreductase activity, acting on the CH-OH group of donors, NAD or NADP as acceptor; formate dehydrogenase (NAD+) activity
Source: RefSeq, a predicted model, not a curated record
AUGGCUCCCAAGGUCCUCAUCAUCCUCUACGACGGCGGCGAGGCUGCCCGCAACCAGCCCAAGCUCCUCGGUACCACUGAGAACCGCCUUGGCAUCGUCGUCGUGACCUCGGACAAGGAGGGUCCCAACUCUGUCUUCCGCAAGGAGAUUGUCGACACCGAGAUCCUGAUCACUACCCCCUUCCACCCGGGCUACCUCUCGAAGGAGAUCAUGGACACUGCCAAGAACCUCAAGCUCUGCGUCACUGCCGGUGUCGGCUCUGACCACAUCGACCUCGCUGCCGCCAACGAGCGCAAGAUUACCGUCGCCGAGGUCUCUGGUUCGAACGUCGUCUCCGUCGCCGAGCAGGUCGUCAUGACGAUGCUGAACCUGGUGCGCAACUUUGUGCCCGCGCACGAGCAGAUCAUCUCUGGCGGCUGGAACGUCGCCGAGAUCGCGCAGGACGCGUACGACCUCGAGGGCAAGGUGAUCGGCACCAUUGGUUGCGGCCGCAUCGGCUACCGUGUGCUGCAGCGUCUCGAGGCGUUCAACCCGAAGGAGCUCCUUUGGUUCGACUACACGGACCUGCCCGCCGACGCGGCCAAGGCGAUCAACGCGCGCCGCGUCGACACGCUCGACGAGCUGCUCAAGACCUGCGACGUCAUCACGGUCAACUGCCCGCUGCACGAGCAGACGCGCGGCCUCAUCAACGCCGACAAGCUCGCCAUGAUGAAGAAGGGCGCGUGGCUCGUCAACACGGCCCGCGGCGCCAUCUGCGACCGCAUGGCCGUCGUCAAGGCCCUCGAGUCCGGCCACCUGAACGGCUACGGAGGCGACGUCUGGGACGUCCAGCCCGCGCCCCCCGACCACCCCUGGCGCACCAUGCGCAACCCCCUCGGAUGCGGAAACGCCAUGACCGCCCACUACUCCGGCACCACCCUCGAUGCCCAGAAGCGCUACGCCGAGGGCACCAAGGACAUCGUCGACAGGUACCUCCAGGGCAAGCCCCAGAACCCCGCCAACGUCAUUGUCGAGAACGGCCAGUACGCCUCCAAGGCUUACGGACAGCGCAAGUAG